AUGUCGAAAGAAAACUCGCAGAAGACCCAGCGGCCGCCACAGGCAGCGUCGAAUAAUGUUCCACCGGUCUCAUCCAAACCCAAGACCACAGUCCAGCCUCGCCAAUCAUUCGGGCAGUUGAAAGAGAACAUUGCAGCAAAUCUCAAGAAGUCCGCUUCCAAGAAGACACAAUCUCAGAAAGUCUCGGAGGCUUCCCAGGAUGCAAGAGGUAAAAAACGAAACUCUCAAGGGCAGGUUAAGCCGCAGAACAUGCUGGCGCAGCAGCAACAGCAAAGCUUUGAAGAGGACGAAUUUCAAGCAGAGGUUCGCGCCCUGGGCGGCGAUCGUGAUGACCUCGUCCUCCUAGCUGGCAUUGAGUCCGAGUCUGAAGUCGAAGGCACAAACAAUAUCGAUCAGAAGCCUAAAAAGAAGGGCAAGAGUGAUCUGGAAAAAGGCAUGCAGAACAUCCUGGACGAGAUCGCACUCGCACAAGGCUCUAGCAAAGCUGAAGCAAAGUCUCAGGACGUGGACGAGACUGAUGUCAUCUCUGAGGCGGAAAGUAGUGAAGAAGAGGAGGCAGUGACCGAGCCGUCGAACCCACAACCCCAUCCACAAAGGGCCAAGUUUGUCCUUCACUUUGAGCCUCGCCCAGACUGGUUCGCAGUGGUUGACUCAUUUGCCAACAUGGAAGUCAAGGCGGAGCCGAGUACAGAGACUGUUCAGCAAGUCUCGCAGUACGCCAAGGGGUUGCUUGAAGAAGAGAAUGAGCGCUUCAAGAAGCCUCAAAAAGCGUCAUCUUCCCAAUCCUUUUACAACACUGUGAUUCAGUCGGGCACUCUCUCAGACAAAAUCUCAGCGUUGACACUGGCAGCCCAAGAAUCGCCUGUUCACAACAUACAGGCACUGGAGACUCUCCUGGGGCUUGCGGGCAAGCGUAGCCGCUCCCAAGCUGUGGAUGUGUUAAGAGCCUUGAAGGAUCUCUUUGCUCAGGGUUCACUCCUCCCUGCCGACCGCCGCCUUUACACGCUUGCGACUCAGCCAGGGGUUCGCGCCAAAUUUGGGAAGAAAGCCUGGGCCAAGGGUGAUAAGCUUCCGAAGGGAGUUGAAGAGGUUCAUCUAAUAGCCUGGGCCUUUGAAGACUGGCUGAAAGGAAAAUAUUUCGAUGUCAUCAAGAUCCUUGAAGUAUGGUGUAAUGACGAAAUCGAAUUCGCGAAGUCCCGAGCUAUCAGCUACGUCUACGAGCUACUGAAAGAAAAGCCGGAGCAGGAAGCAAAUCUGCUACGCUUGUUGAUCAACAAGCUCGGCGAUCCGGUCAAGAAGAUUGCCUCUCAAGCCUCAUAUCUCUUGAUGCAGCUUUUGACGAUCCACCCUGCUAUGAAGGGCGUUGUCAUUUCUGCAAUUGAGACAGAAAUUUUCAGGCCAGGUCAAGCUUUGCACCAAAAGUAUUACGCUACAGUCACCAUCAACCAGACUGCGCUGAGUGGUCGGGAAGAGGAAUUGGCAGGCAAGCUUUUGGGCAUUUACUUCGGACUGUUCUCACAACUGAUCAAAACCUCUGACCAAGGGCUCGAGGAUGACGACGGACCGAAAUCCACGAGCCGUGAACACCGCCGGAGGCAAGCAAGAAAGAGCAAGAAAGCGACAGCGGGUCCAGCCCAAGCCGAUGACUUGCGGGAAAAGCUGACUUCAGCCUUGUUGACGGGCGUAAAUCGAGCGUAUCCAUAUGCUGGAUCGGAAAGCAAGACUUUUGCCGAGCAUUUGGAUACGCUCUUCAAGAUUGUGCAUUCGGCCAAUUUCAAUACUAGCAUCCAAGCAAUGCUCCUCAUUCAGCAGCUCUCAGGUUCUCAUCAAGCAUCAAACGACCGGUUUUACAGAGUGUUGUACGAAUCACUGCUUGACCAGCGGCUGAUCACUGCCUCCAAGCAACAAUUGUAUCUCAACCUGCUUCACCGGUCUUUGAAGGCAGACAUCAACAACAGACGAGUGAAGGCCUUCGUGAAGAGGAUUCUGCAGGUUCUAUCCUUGCACGAAGCGCCAUUCAUAUGUGGCGCUUUCUACCUGCUUAAAGACCUUGACACUACGUUCCCCGGGCUGACAGCUCUGACAGACAAUGCCGAAGAGCUCGACGAGGAAGAGGAAGUAUUCAAAGACGUCGAUGAGGACAGAGCUCAGCCUGUUGCGCAGAUUGGACACGCUGAUAAAAAGGAGCAACUGUAUGAUGGACACAAACGUGCGCCGGAGCAUGCAAAUGCUGACAAGAGCUGCACAUGGGAGCUCCUGCCGUUUCUCGCGCAUUACCAUCCAUCAGUCACACUCAGUGCCGAUCAUUAUCUGCAGCACCAAAAGUUGCCCGGCAAGCCCGAUUUGGCGUUGCAUACGCUCAUGCAUUUCCUGGACCGAUUCGUGUACAAGAAUGCGAAAUUGUCUGAAAGCCGGCCCCGUGGUGCUUCGAUCAUGCAGCCAAUGUACAGCGACAACAACCACAACGUACUUAUUGCACCGACUGUUGGCGGCGCACAGAGGAUGUCAGUCACGAGCGAGGAAUUCAAGUCGAAGCAAGAUAAGGAUGUGGCAGCGGACGACGUCUUCUUCCACAAAUACUUUGCCAACCUCAGCAAAGAGAAUAAGUCAAAGGGCAAGAAGCCAAAGGCAGAUUACGACGUGGAACCUGUAUCAGAUGAUGAAGACGCCAUUUGGGAUGCAAUGAUGAAGAGCGCACCCGAGCUCGAAGGAGCAGAGGAGAGCGACGACGAUCUCAGUAUGUCCGACUUGGAGUCGGCCAUGGCUUCCGACGACGACGAUGAGGACCACAGCCGCGCAGACCAGGGCGAGGGAGUGGAUGAGAGCGAUGACGGAGGUGUGGAUGUUGAGUCUGGAAUUUUCGAUGAUAGCGACGAGCAGAUGGCGGAAGAGCCGAGCGACGAAGACAUGCCCGACUUUGGUGAGAUCGACCCAGACGACGAAGUCAGCGACGGCGACGAGGUAGUAGCCACGUCGGCCACGCCUGCGGCUCAAGACAAGUCAAAGAAGCGCGGCAAGAAGCUGAAGGCACUUCCCAUGUUCGCCUCGGCUGACGACUAUGCCAAACUGCUGGACGAUGAGGAGGAUGAGGAUCUGGGCUAG
Messenger RNA from Cyphellophora europaea CBS 101466, 3102 nucleotides. RefSeq lists its product as uncharacterized. The transcript has a single exon. Gene Ontology annotation, cellular component: nucleus. The coding region runs from base 1 to 3102 and encodes 1033 amino acids. NCBI's taxonomy places the organism in Eukaryota, Fungi, Ascomycota, Eurotiomycetes, Chaetothyriales, Cyphellophoraceae. The record is from RefSeq and is a predicted model, not a curated record.